AUGUUAAACUUAUAUAAAAAUAUUAAGUAUAUAAAUGAUAAUUAUUUAAUUGUAAAUAAUGUUUUCUCUUUUAGGAAUACAUUUAAAAGAUCAAUUUCACACUUUAAUUCCAUAAAUAACUCAACACAUAACCUUCCUAAAUCAUUUUCUAAUUUACCAAUCCUAAUUAACCAUUGUAACACAUUUUCCUUUAAUUUAACUAUAACUAACACCUUCAAUCAAUCUUAUCCGAGAUUCUUCUCAAAUUUUAAAAACUCCAAUUUGAGUACUGAUGAUCUCAAUGAAAAGGUCUACAAUACUAAAAAUAAGGCCGAAAAUGAUUUAAUUGAGGAAUUGGAGGAGGAGUUGGAAAUUGGAGAGGAAAGUUCAGGAAUUGAGGAAUUAUUUGAAAUUCCAGACUAUCACCAGUACUUACUUACUAGAAUCACAGAAUCAAAUGGCAGUAAAAGAAGUUUUUUACAGCAUUUUUUACCUGUAGACUACGUUCAGCAAAUGUUUAUAACUGUUCACGACACCUUAAACUUGAGUUGGAGUACCACAAUUUGUCUUAUAACUUUGUUCUUUAAGGUGUUGUUGUUACCAGUUUGGUCAGCAGCUGAGCGUAGUCGGAGAUUAAAUGCUGUGAUUGUUCCUGAUGUUGUAAAGCUCCAAGAAAAGGCAAAACAGGCCUUUAGCACUAAAAAUCAUGAAUUAGCACGUGAAACUCAGCUUAAGAUAUUCGAGUUAACAAAGAGAAAUUCCUUUGUUAAAGGCGUUUUUACACAAACGGGAGCUACUAUGGUCCAAGGAUUAAUGUUUGGAACUGUUUACGGUGGAUUAAGAUUAUUUGCAAUUGAUCCUAAAUCACGACCUGACUUCACCUAUGAGCCUUGUCUCUGGCUUGAUAGUCUUUGUCUUCCAGAUCCUUAUUACAUUCUACCAACAAUUUUUGGCUUUCUCAUGACAAUUGUUUUCGAACAUAAUAUUUCUCUCACCAUUCCAAACAAUUUACAAUCCACGCCAGACAGCAGAUUGGAGAAGUUGAAGAACAGACAGAAGAAUAUGAAGAUAAUAUCAAGGAUAGGGAUAAUAUUAAUAACAUUUUACGGGCUUUCGAUGCCGAGCAGUGCCUUUUUCUACUUAAUUCCAAGCUUCCUAUUUCAGACCAUUGUGAGAUAUUCAUGCAAUAAAUUCAAUAUCGCAAGGCUUUUAAAUAUACCAAUGACUCCCAAACGCAGUAAUCAAUAACAUUUUAUGUAACAUACAGUAUACA
Theileria parva strain Muguga is the source of this 1252-nucleotide messenger RNA. RefSeq names its product 60Kd inner membrane family protein. The transcript has 2 exons. The record is from RefSeq and is a predicted model, not a curated record. Gene Ontology annotation, biological process: protein insertion into membrane. Bases 1 to 1227 code for a protein of 408 amino acids. Gene Ontology annotation, molecular function: membrane insertase activity. Gene Ontology annotation, cellular component: membrane. Lineage: Eukaryota; Apicomplexa; Aconoidasida; Piroplasmida; Theileriidae.